UUGAGUUUGGUUUCAGGGGGACGGUUUUUAGUGACGGACCGAGAGGACAGGCUGCGCCUAAACUGACAUCGUAUUUUCUGUCAGCUGUAUUUUAAACGCGCAUCUGGUCCUGGAAAUCUUCAAAAAUGUCCAUAUUUACUCCAACCAACCAAAUCCGGUUGACGAACGUGGCGGUGGUUCGGAUGAAGAAAGGCGGCAAACGCUUCGAAAUCGCCUGUUAUAAAAACAAAGUUAUGAGCUGGAGAACCGGAGCAGAGAAAGACCUGGAUGAGGUUCUGCAGACCCACUCUGUCUUCAUGAACGUGUCAAAAGGUCAGACGGCGAAGAAGGAUGACCUGGUGAAAGCUUUUGGGACAGAAGAUCAGACAGAAAUCUGCAAACAGAUCUUGGCCAAAGGAGAACUCCAGGUGUCAGACAAGGAGAGGCAGACGCAGCUGGAGACCAUGUUCAGGGACAUCGCCACCACCGUGGCCGACAAGUGUGUGAACCCGGACACCAAGAGGCCGUACCCGGUCAGCAUGAUCGAACGGGCCAUGAAGGACAUCCACUACUCCGUCAAACCCAACAAGAGCGCCAAGCAGCAGGCUCUGGAGGUGAUCCGGCAGCUGAAGGAGACCAUGGAGAUCCAGAGGGCCCACAUGAGGCUGCGGCUGGUGCUGCCGGCCAAGGAGGCCAAGCGUCUGAAGGAGAAGCUGAAGCCGCUCCUGCAGGUGGUGGAGAGCGAGGACUUCGACGAGGAGCUGGAGAUGGUCUGCCUGGUGGAUCCCGGCUGCUUCCGGGAGAUCGACGAGCUGAUCCGCUGCGAGACCAAAGGCAGAGGCUCUCUGGAGGUGCUGAGUCUGAAGGACGUGGAGGAGGGAGAGGAGAAGAUGUAGCUCCUCCUCCGCCUGCAGGAAGAGACUGUUUCUGCUUCAACCUGAAAACCAGCUUUUAUUUAUUCACGUUUUACGUCCAACUUUUUGCAGCUUCUCCUACUGAACAAACUCAAACACUUAUCGUUCAAACAGGGACGUAACCAACAUGCACGGCUUUGCACAGAUAAAAACAUUAAAGAUUAUAAACUAGUUUUGUUCCCAGAAGACAAACUGAUUCAAAGAGAGAAGUUUGGUUUGAUGAAAUAUCCACAGAAACGACAAAUCGCACCUUCAAAAUAAAAGAUUGAAACAUUCGGACAGAUAAAGGAGGUUUGAGGAAACAAAGAAAUGUUUUUCUGUCCGGUUUCUCCUUUGGAUUCAAGUUGACUAAAGUGUAAAUAAAACCACGACCUCCUCGUG
Messenger RNA from Oryzias melastigma (Indian medaka), 1274 nucleotides. It is a transcript of the gene sbds, whose product is annotated as SBDS ribosome maturation factor. Bases 126 to 875 code for a protein of 249 amino acids. Lineage: Eukaryota; Metazoa; Chordata; Actinopteri; Beloniformes; Adrianichthyidae. The record is from RefSeq and is a predicted model, not a curated record. Gene Ontology annotation, biological process: ribosome biogenesis; cytosolic ribosome assembly. The transcript is spliced from 5 exons.